Molecule: messenger RNA, 1368 nt
Organism: Aplysia californica (California sea hare)
Lineage: Eukaryota; Metazoa; Mollusca; Gastropoda; Aplysiida; Aplysiidae
Product: transmembrane protein 101
Exons: 4
Coding region: 548-1303 (251 amino acids)
Biological process (GO): positive regulation of canonical NF-kappaB signal transduction
Source: RefSeq, a predicted model, not a curated record
CCAGGGCUCAGUCCGAUCGCCCGACUCGUAGCCUUGAAAACAAACGCGUUUUGUUUUUUAAGGUCACCGUCGGCUUCGUUCGGUUUGUGCCACGAUGGUCGCUUUUCGCCCUCAAUCAAGUUAGCCCCGACCGAAUUGAACCGCACCGAUAGUGCCAAUGGACACUGGAAUUUAUAGUUAGAAUACCUAUACCCCAAUGGGCAAUGGGUCUCAUCGCCGUUGCACGGGGAAGGCGUGGGUUCGAUUCCUGUAGUGAGCGAAAGUUUUUACUUUUAGUCAGAUAUCCCUUUCUUUCUCCUGUGAUCGUGUGCUACCUCUCUUGGCACAGCAGAACCUAACAAAAUAGUUUGAAUUGUGUUGAAACUGGUAUAAGAAAUUCACAAAUCCAAUUACAGAUCUUGUGAAAUUAAGAGAAUACAUCGUAAAAAGGAAAAAUAACCCGUUUUCUCCUCGUUAAAUGCAUGAUUGUAUUUUGUAACAGCUGUCAACUGACAGUAGUACGGAACCACCUCCGUAAACGCCAAAGGGAAAUUACUGCAAAGUAAAAAUGGCGAACAACAAGAAGAUUGUUUGUAAAAUUUUGGAGUUUAUACUCCACAAAUACCCUCUUGUAAAUGCUUUAACGCUGCUUUUGCUCUUUGCAGAAAGGGCUGCCACUAAUACAGAUACCCCAAUUCAUCCUCGAAUUGUGUACGCAAAUUUACUGGGAUUCCUUGGCUGCGCCCUCUUCAUGUCGUCACACAUUAAGAGAAAGGAAGCUGCCCUUGUCUUCUGUGGUCAGCUUAUCUAUUUUGCGUAUAAUUUCUACAACAAUAACAAGCUUCAUUAUAAAGAGUGGCUUCGGCAAGAGAUGUGCUCUCGGCAGGUGGGCUGUAUCGGGGUCUACCUUUUGUUUGCUCACAUCAUUGACCAUAAGAAGUCCAAUCUUCUGCGCAGGUUGGGGGAAAUCCUGCUGGGGAUCUUUAUGUUCGCCUAUGUGUACUUGCUCAACGAUUCCAGAGAGAUUCGCAGAGCUUUCCUCAGCCACAUGGUGGGAGAUGAUUGGGCGCGGUACGUCGUGGCUAUGGUCAUCGCCGCGUGUGCUCUCUGUUUCCUGUCGGGUUACUUUGUCCGAGACAUGGCCUUGUGCGCUGCUGUUACCAUUGCAACCUUGACCCUUGUGAUUGACUGUGAUUUCACUUACUGGUCACUGAAGGGAGUUCAAUUCUGGAACCAGGGGCGAAUGGUGGCAGACAAUCUUUGCAUAUGUACAGGACUUUUAUACGCUUUUUUUCACGUAGAUAAUAGGGUGAAAAUGGAUUAGAGAGACGAUUUUUUCUUCCACUGUGAUUUUGUAUGCCUUGUGGAUGAUUAUAAAUAUAUUUCUGU